Messenger RNA from Octodon degus (degu), 1387 nucleotides. It is a transcript of the gene Fcmr, whose product is annotated as Fc fragment of IgM receptor. Gene Ontology annotation, cellular component: plasma membrane. Bases 118 to 1368 code for a protein of 416 amino acids. Gene Ontology annotation, molecular function: transmembrane signaling receptor activity. NCBI's taxonomy places the organism in Eukaryota, Metazoa, Chordata, Mammalia, Rodentia, Octodontidae. The record is from RefSeq and is a predicted model, not a curated record. The transcript is spliced from 8 exons.
CCUCAAGAGGGCCAGAAUCUCUGUCACAGUCCUGAUUUGAAGGGCUCCUGGGUGAGCACUGGGGUCUCUGACCCCCCACCAGGGGCUUCUGGACGGGAUCUCGCUUUGGACAGAAAUAUGAACCUCUGGCUUUUCUCACUCUACUUCCUUCCAGUCUCUGGGGCUAUGAAGAUCUUCCCACAAGUAAAUCUGGAUGGACCUUUGGGCGAAUCUGUUGUCAUCAAGUGCCCACUUGCUGGAGAAAUAGGAGUGCGGAUGUACCUGUGCCGGCAGAUGCCUAGCUCUGGGAUGUGCGCCACGGUGGUAUCCAACAACUUUGUCAAGGAGGAAUACAGAGAUCGCAUCACUCUGUUGCCAAGUCCAGACAAGACUCAUUUUCUAGUGGAGAUGUCAGAGCUGACUGAAAGUGACAGUGGGGUCUAUGCCUGUGGAUUGGGCUUCAACACAGACCGAGACAAGACCCAGAAAGUCAUCUUGAAUGUCCACGAUGUAGAAUAUGAGCCAUUCUUGGAAGAGGAGCUUCAGCCAUGGUUUUCUAAACUUCCGGAGCAGCAGAUACCCUAUUGGCCACAGGAGGUUCCACACGCAAGGGCUGCCGAAUUCACAUCUGAAAUUGCUAUACCAGCUCAAAGGACUGAAGCUGCUCCUGUCCACCACUCCUCCACCACCACCCCAACAACCCACCAGCCUCGAGCUUCCGCAGCCUCCCCAGCAGUAGCCGCCAAGCUGCCAACCCUUCUGCCCCCCACUGAAGCCUCAGAGAGCUCCGCUCAGGAGCGGGUGCUUGGGCCGCAGGAGGCCAGCUACAAGUACCACACCUGGCUGUACAGGCAAAGAGCAUUCAACGCUGGCUCCCAGGCUAGGUGGGAAGACCAAGGGUUUCACAUCGUGAUCCCUAGCGUCCUGGGCUUCCUGCUGCUGGCCCUCCUGGGGCUCCUGCUGAGAAGAGCCGUUCAGAGGAGACGGGCCUUCUCCAGGAGGAUCCGCCGCCUGGCGAUAAGGAUGCGCGGCAUGGAAGCCUCGGGGAGGCCCGGCUCUCGCCAACCCCGCGCGGGGCCGCGGCCGCGCUCCCAGAACAACGUCUACAGCGCCUGCCCGCGCCGCGCUCCGAGCGCCGCCUCGGCAGGCCCCGAGGAGGCCCCUCCUCCAGAGAGCGGAUCCGCCGGGCCCUCCGCCCCGCCCCAGAUGCCUGAAACUCCCUGGCUCCGUGCCCCAUCGCAUAAGGCCAGCUGUGAAUAUGUGACCAUCUGCCACCAGCCUGCUGCCCAGAGGGAGGACCCUGAUUCAGCUGAAGAUGACUAUAUCAAUGUCCCCAGCCUGACCUUCCUGCCGAGAUGUCCUCCUGCACCCAGCCCAUGGUGCCAAUGAGUCCUGUCUGUCUAUUGAA